Molecule: messenger RNA, 867 nt
Organism: Gamsiella multidivaricata
Lineage: Eukaryota; Fungi; Mortierellomycota; Mortierellomycetes; Mortierellales; Mortierellaceae
Product: sphingosine hydroxylase
Exons: 3
Biological process (GO): lipid biosynthetic process
Molecular function (GO): iron ion binding; oxidoreductase activity
Source: RefSeq, a predicted model, not a curated record
UAUUCACCAAUGGCACCCACGGUCCAGGCCCCUCUAUUGUCGUUCAUAUCAGACCAGUCGCUGGCUCUGUUGCUGCCCGUGAUCGUCUACUGGGUUUACUCCCUGCUCUUCCACUGGAUCUCACUUCAAGAGUUCGCCUGGUUCGAAAAGUAUCGCAUCCACGACAAAGAGGAAGAGACCCGAAACAGAGUCUCACUACCCGAUGUCAUCAAAGCCGUCAUCGUCCAGCAGGUCUUGCAGACCGCUCUUGGCUUCAUUGUUGUCGUUGCAGACGAUUCAGAAAUGAUCUUUGAUGACGAGCUCAGCCUGGCAAAAUACCAGAUGUGGAUCAGCUACGCCCUUUCACUCGCAGGACUCCAGCCGUAUGUCUCCCAGGCAGCGGUUGCAAACAUGGCAUAUGUGGGCUACUACUAUCUUGAGUCGAUGGUCCGCUUCUUUGUCGCCAUGUCGUUCUUGGACACGUGGCAAUACUUCCUCCACCGUCUCUUCCACAACGUGCCAUAUCUCUACAAGCAUUUCCACUCGCGUCACCAUCGCCUCUACGUGACCUACUCAUUUGGCGCGCUCUACAACCAUCCCUUUGAAGGUUUCCUGAUGGACAGUGUCGGUGCCAGCUUGGCCUUCCUGUUCAGCGGUAUGGGCAACCGCGGUGCUCUUGCUUUCUUCUCCUUCUCGACCCUGAAGACUGUGGACGAUCACUGCGGAUACAACCUGCCCUUCAACCCUCUGCAGCGCCUCUUCUGGAACAAUGCUGACUACCAUGAUAUUCACCAUCAGAACUUUGGUAUCAAGAGCAACUUCUCGCAGCCCUUUGGCACUAUCUGGGACCACCUCUUGGGCACUCACAUGUCGCGCGAGGAGGCCAAC